GCUGUUCGUUUGUUAUAUUAUGUUAUCUCGGUUUACAACAGUGUUAUUUCUGUAAUAAUUCCAUAGCUCCAUCAGUCACUAACUACUAAUUUAAACGUCUGAAAUAAGCUAUGGAGAUUUACAAAUCUCAGUAGAGGCGAACAGAGCAUGAUCAUCCUUUUCUCCAGUGUAUCUCGGUAAAUGGUACUACUCCUACUGUGUUCAUUGAUGUGCAUGUUACAAUGAGCUGGGCUGCGGAGGACUGGACCUUAGGGCUUUCUGGCCUGGUCCUGAAGAAAGUUCAGGAGCUUCAAGUGUACAAUGAGAAACUGAUUCGAGAGAAACAGCAGAGACAGCUUCAGCUGGACAACUCAGAAGCUGCACUACACAAACAGAAGAAAAAGUAUGAGGAGGCACGAGCAGAACUGGGAGCAGUUCAGAGGGAGCUGGUAGGAGUACGAGAGCAGGUCCAGGGAGAAGCACGAGCAAGAGAUCGCCUGACUCAGGAGCUGCAGGCCAAAGUGGCUCAGGGGUGCACUCUAGAGGGCCAGCUGGACUCGACAAGAAAACAGGUGCAGAACCUCAGUCAGGAGGUUAAACGGCUUGAGGCAGAGUUGGAAAAGCUGCAAAAGGAGAGAGUCUCUGGGGACUCCGUGUUGUUUUCCACACCCUGCUGGAACAUGAACUCACCCUGGGACCAGAGCGGUAAGAGCAGUCUCAGAGGAGAGGACGUUAGCAAAGUCCGACAACAACUCAUUUUUGGAGAUAGCACCACGAUUUCAGGGAACGCUGUUUCAUCUCCGUUUCCUCAGCAACUACACACAACAUCGCCACCCAUCAGGCGCAAAGUUAGCCAAUCUGAGGCUCGUCCCAAAUCUUCUGUGUUUCCGUGGGAACGGGAUGACACAAGGUCCGCUCCCAGGGGUAAAGCAGCAUCCACCCACAUAUCCUCCACCUUCACAUGCAGUGAGGUCAUCACUGACACUGGUGCCCGGGAUGAUGGGAUUGAGGAAGCGCUGAGGAAAGAGAUAGAUGGGCUGCGUGUACGUGUCUCUGGGAUGACACAGGAGCUGCAGCUGGAAAAAGAGCGCUGCAGGGAGUCCGAGUCCCGUCUUGUUCAAGCUCAGAAAGAUCUCAACUUGAACGAGCAGAAUCUGACACGCUCCAGAGAUGAGUUAGCCCGUGCACACACGCGCAUCGCACAGGAGGGGGACAGGACUCAGUCAGCCGAACAGCGGGUGAAGCAGCUACAGGAGGAGCUGAAGUGUCAGAGGCAGAAUGCAGAGACCAGCCGCUGCAAUGCCGAGCAGCGCAGGAAAGAAAUGGAGAGAGAGCAUCAGAGAGAGCUGUUGGAGCUGCAAAGAGAGAGGCAGUCUAUGGAGAAGCAGCAUCAACAGGAGACUAACAAACUCAACCAAGAUAUCCAGCAAGCCAGGACACAACACAACACACUACAGUCGCAAUACGAUAAACUGGCUCUUCAGAAGCAAGCUCUAGAGAGGGACUUGGAGGAAGUGCAGGGCAAGCUAAAGAGCACACAGAGUGAUCUAACAGAGAGCCAAAAGCGAGAGACUCGUACACAGGCAAAACUCACGGAGUCACUAAAGGAAAAUGAAGGACUGAGCGUUUCAGUGGAACAGUUGAAGAAGAAAGGCCAAAGCCUGGAGGCAGAGGUGAAGAGACUUACUGAGGAGUUAGCUGAAGCACUGAAACUCAUUAAAGAGCUACAAGCACAACUUGCAGCUCCUCCUCCACAAGUGGUCUCUCGUCCUGUUGCUGGGGACAGUUUCAGUUCUGUUCUGUCCACUUAUUCCAGUUAUUCUCCACCUCACCAACAGUCAACCCAGAGAAAGAGAACACUAAAAACUGAGAAACCAAAAAUAUCAGACAGGCCAGGGCUCAUAACCUAUCCUUCUGAGAGGGAACCUGGUGAGGGGAUUGACUCGGAACGUAUCAGCGAGUUUGGCUCUGAGGUCUCCCCCAUAGUGAGCAUCCAAGAAGGGAAUUGGUGUAGAGCAGAAAGGUCUAGUGAGGCAGAGAUAGAGAGUUCCAUUACCGAACAAGACACAGGAAUAGAAGAUACAGACACAGACUCCUGCAUGUCUGAUUCAAUCAGUGAGCGGAUUUUUAAAGAUGAUAUCCCCUGUGAUCCAGGAAACCAAAAGUCAAGCUCUUCAAAUCAGGGACAGAAACAGGACUCAUCUUCUAUUGUGGCUUUAAAGAAGGAGAAUUCAGCUCUCCGGGAUGAGCUCAGGGACAUUAAGCGGGAGUUAGAUCAACGUCUGGAUGACCUUGAGUCUCAAAGGCGGGCAGAAGCUGAGGCAAGAACCAAACUGAAGCAACUAAGCAAAAAGCACUCAAGUCAGGCAGAGCAACAUCGCACGAAAGCCCAGGAGCUUAAAGAGAAAGAAAGCAAACUGGAGGCACAGCUGGAACAAGAGAGGAAGGAGAGUGCAAGACUCAGGGAAGUGGUUACCACUUUGGAGAAGGAGGCUGAAGAAAAAAAAGUGGAAGGUGAGAGACGAGGGGAAGAAGCUAAAGAGGAGACCGUCAAACUGAAAGAGGCCUUGGCUCAAAUGGAACAAAAGGAGGAACAUCUUGAACAAGAGCUGGAAAAAAUGCGCAAGGAGCUAGAGGUGCUUCAUUCUGAGCUUUUGCAUGAACGUGAGGAGAGGGAGAGGGAGCGAGAGGAGGAGGAGAAGAAACUACGAAAUACUUAUGAAGUGGAAGGACUAAAGAUUGCAAAACUUCAAGCGGAGUUGGACCAUCUACAAAGUUCUGUCACAGUGGAGGACAAAAAUGUAAAGACUAAUAUGCCUUUAACCUAUCUGCAGCUUGGAAACCAACCAAACACCACAGAUGAUGGUACAGUAUUAGAAAAUGAGCUACCAUCAUUUUUCAGUGAUAAAAUUUUAUUUUGUGAGUCAGUGAACCUUCAGAACGCCAUGUUCUCCAAGGAACCAGAAUCAGCCCGGAUUACAGAAUGUGGAACUGGGACAAUACCUGGGGAACACUCUUCAGUAGAACAGGACUGCACUUCACCAGGGAAUCUGGAGGAUCACGCAAAGACCACAGAAGGGAUGAACUUGGACAACACUACAAUUUUGAUUUUGGAGGUGGAACGUAUGCGAGUACAGAGAGACAGGGAAGCGGAUAGAGCGAAAAAGUUGCAAAAGAAAUUGGAGGCCCUUCAUCACCAGGUGACUAGUCAGACCCAGCAGCUAACACUAGCAUUUGAGAAUCAGAGCAAACACAUUGAAGGCCUUUUAAGGGAACUACAACAAAGAGACAGUGCCCUCCAGAGGCAAGGAGAGGAACUGCAGAGGUGUCAGAAGGAGCUUGCCUCUGUCAAGGCAGAUAAACGGAUGACUGAGAUGGUCAACAGCAUGACCUCAGGUGUUGAGAUAUCUGCUGAAGUUUUAGGAGAGCCAUCUUGUGAUUUGGCUAUUAGCACUACUACUCUAAAUGCCCAUGAAGUGGAUGAACACGAAUCUUUUCAGACUGUGAAUAACAAAGCACUACAAUCUGGUGAGCAGUCCAUUACACAUGUUGAAGUUGGAGAUAAUCAGCAUGGUAAUGUCUCCGCUGCUUCAGAUACUACAAUUAGGAGUCCUGUGACCUUGACCACUACAGAACAUGUGACGCCAACAUCCCCAGAUGUUCAUAGAAGAGGUUCUGUCCACUAUACUGAAAAUAUUCUUGCAGAGGAACUACCUGAAGUACUUACUGCUGCUCAACAAGACAAUGGCCCUGCAAUUGAGAAUAAUACAGAGAAAACACUAAGCUCUGUUGAAUCCAGUUUCACAGAAACUAAAGAACUACCUGAAUAUUUACAAAAGCUUCUGGAACAUACCACAGAUAAAACAAGCACCCUAAAAAUGGUAAUAAACAGACUGCAUGAAGCACAGAAUGAGCUGUGUGAGCUGAAGGCCAAACAUGACCAACUGACUUUGCAGCUGCAGGAAGUGUCAAAACAGGAUGUCCUGUCCUUCCUGCAAGAACACGAACAACUGGAAUUAAAACUAAUUAAGCAACUUGACGGUGAACCAUGUUUUUCAGAAUCACAUUUAAAACAAGAUGAGUCUAAUGAUUUGAAAAACACAAAGGAAGAGAGUGUGUCAGUUACAGAUCGGGAGGAGAAGGUUGUAGUUGGUGGAGGUUUUGUCGACGGUGAGCCAAAAUAUGGAAAUGAACACGAGCAGAGUGAAAAUGAGACAUGCACCUCAUCAACACAUGUUCACACUCUUCAUGAACAGCUGCAGGCUUUGCAGAGUGAACUUCAGCUUCUUUCUGAGAAGAACAGAGACCAAGCUGAAGAGCUGCAGCUUUGGAGACUGUCUGCCUCGACCCCUGAGGAGACCCUGGAUCAGAAAAGCAACAGCCGCCCUAUCGUCCUAGUGCGAGAGGAACAGCUAGUCCUCUCAUGCAGCAGUUCAGCACUACAACGCCACACCAAGCAAAGCAGUAGCAUGGUGCAACAUGGAGGACUUUUCCAGCCCAUGGGUUAUUCUGAACCAGCUAAUGCAGUCCACCAAAGAGAUCAUCAGACCUCAUCAGACAAGAGCACAGAGGACUUGCCACCAAUUAUCACGGCAACAGAAUUGAUUGCUGAUGACAACAGUUUAAUAAAUGAUCACCCAAAAUCAGAGAUUAAAACCAUGAGUGCAUUUAUAGACUUGUCUUCUGAAAUGGAAAAUUAUCCCAAGAUCGAUGCAGCUUAUCAGAACGAUAGUAACGAUCAGAACAAACAAAUGGGACAGUGCAGGGAUCAGCUACCUGGAAACCAGACAUGUGAAAUCACUUUCAGCCCAGAAAGCAGAGAAGAUGGUUUAGCAGAAAAUAGAAUACAGACCAAAGUUAUAGAUCCCAAGCAUGAUACAGAAUCAGCAGAGAGGAAAGAUUAUUAUAUGUCUAGUCUGGUGCAGGAUGAUGGAGUGAUUUCCACACACAGUGGUAAAGCUCAAAGAAACACAACAAAGCAAGAACAUGAACCCUCUCCAGCUCGAGGCAGUCAAACUACUAACUUUGUUCUAAGAGAGAAUAAUGCUGUGGACCAGCAAGAAAUUUCAGAGGUAACUGGUAGUAUAGACAAAGCAGGUGCUAAAGAAGUUAAGAGUGUGUGCACUCAGACAGAAGAGUGCAACAGAGAGGUUGUCACGGACUUUGGAGGCCCCCAGCAGAGACCAGUUGUCCUACAUGCCACCACCCAGACCCAUGGAGAACAGACUAUGCAGCCUGAGAAAGACGAGGAACAGAGUGAUGAAUCACCUCCCUUCUCUCCUACCCUUGCAUCAGAGACCGAAAAGCUCCUGCUUUCCGGCUCGUUCCCUAUCCCAGCCAAUCCAGCUCACCUGGCCGAGAGAAUUAGGCGCAACCGUAGUCGCAUGUCUGCAGCAUAUGAUGAGACAGAAUAUGAACCCUACGGCCUUCCUGAGGUUGUCAUGAAAGGAUUUGCUGAUAUUCCCAGUGGUCCUGCUUGUCCGUAUGUCUUGCGCAGAGGGCUUCUGGGAACAGAUGCCUUACCCAUCUCAAUCAGAGAGCCUCCAGUCUCAGAGGCCGAUGAAGAAAUUGACCCAUAGCAAUCUCAUACAAUGUGCUCAAGGUUUGCAAGGAACAUUUGAAGCUGCCUGUUUCAUCUUGACCAUGAGUGGCCUCUACUCAAUAAAGGGACCUCUUGAAGUCUUAUUUCAGUCUUCUGGAGCACAAACAUGUCCUCACAGAUUGUGUUUACAUCGCUUUCACUAUCUGUAAAGCAAUUCUUUUGAAAGGGAUGUAUUUACAUUGUCUUGUAAUGCAUGCUAGAUUUAGUUUGCAACACUUGAACUUUGAGAAUGUCCUUUAUAUUUUUUUCUGUAGAUUUUUGUGUUUUUGCACUGCCAUAGAUUAUUGUUUGUUGUAAAUGUGGUACGGUAAGGGCUUCAGGAACCCGUGUGUGAGGGGAAAGUGUAUGACUCAGACCAACCGGCGCCUGUUUCCGCUCCAUUUAUGGUGAUCUGUGAAGUGUGUGCAUGCACUCACUAUGCAGUGCAUGGUUGAUUUUAGUUCAGCUAGAGAUUUGUACAAUUCCUUUCCUAUAGGAAAAGUUUAGAAUUUUCUUUUUAAUUAGAUUAAUAUAUUUAAAUAAUUUUUCUCAGUUUUUGUAAUGUACAUUUUUGUGUUUUAUAUGUCAAGUUAACAGAGCCUUUGUAAUGCUGAUGCUUGUAUUGAUAUUUAGUUCUGUUUAUUUGGGACAUUCCGAAAGAUGAUUUUCUAAUGUGUACACUCUGUUUGAAGGAUUUGUUACUAUUUUUUGGGUUUCUCUCUCUCGCUACUGAUUUGAGUUUUUGGUCAGUCCUAUUAAAGCUUGAAAUGUGGCCUUAAAAGUGCAAUUUGUAUAAUGUAUCUUUUAUGUAUAAUGUAAUCUUUAUUUGCAUUGCAGCUGUGAAAUUCAUGCAGGGGAAAUCUCUUGUCUUGUAGAAGUCAUGUGUAUUUGGGGGAUAAACUCAAUGCUAAAGAAACCAAACAUUACUUUGCUUUUGGGGCCGUGGAUCCAGGUCCUUUAUGUAGACAUUUCUUUUUCACACUGAUGUGUAAGUAAUGUCAGUUAUUUUAUGUAUGAGGAAUAAAUACAUACCAUCUUUGA
Messenger RNA from Tachysurus fulvidraco (yellow catfish), 6601 nucleotides. RefSeq names its product centromere protein F. Gene Ontology annotation, cellular component: spindle pole; nucleus; chromosome, centromeric region. Gene Ontology annotation, molecular function: microtubule binding; dynein complex binding. The record is from RefSeq and is a predicted model, not a curated record. Lineage: Eukaryota; Metazoa; Chordata; Actinopteri; Siluriformes; Bagridae. Gene Ontology annotation, biological process: mitotic cell cycle; metaphase chromosome alignment; regulation of G2/M transition of mitotic cell cycle. The transcript is spliced from 17 exons. The coding region runs from base 222 to 5558 and encodes 1778 amino acids.